Phragmites australis (common reed) is the source of this 729-nucleotide messenger RNA. RefSeq lists its product as uncharacterized. NCBI's taxonomy places the organism in Eukaryota, Viridiplantae, Streptophyta, Magnoliopsida, Poales, Poaceae. The coding region runs from base 43 to 354 and encodes 103 amino acids. The record is from RefSeq and is a predicted model, not a curated record. The transcript has a single exon.
CCCCUGGCGUUUGCAUCCAAAUCUCCCCUCGCGGUAUUGACCAUGGCGAGGGCCAGACGCGCGGCUUUGCUCACGCUGCUCCUGGUCUGCGCGGCGUUGGUCGCGGGAGCCGCUGCUGCGGCCGGGGCGGGCAAGGGCAAGGACGGGCCGGGCCGCGUGGAGGCGCCGCUGUGCCGGGAUCUGACGACGCGGGGCGAGUGCACUGCGAGCGGCGCGGGGAGCAGGUGCCGGUGGUGCCGCAGCGAGGAGCUCGACGACAUGUGCUUCGGAGCCGCCGAGGCGUGGCGCCUCCCGCGCCAGGUCUUCUCCUGUGACCCGCCGGCCGCCGCCGCCCACGGCCACACCCGGAAGUAAUGCCGCCGCCGCUCUGCUCUGAUCUGCUCCCAUCUUGUUCGGUAUCGCUCCAUCUGACUUUUGCUGUCUCUAGGCUUCCGUUGUUUCUCUUUCUAUCUUUGCUGGAUCUGAGAUUCUAAGAUAGCGUGUUUCCUGCUGUUGUAUGAUUAGUUCAUGGUUCGGUCUUGUGCAUUCUACUGUAAAAUCUGGUUAAAAUCUAAUCAGAGCGUGGCAACUCGUGCUCCCAAUUCCCAAAGUGGAAUGACCUGUCAUUGGAAUCAGUUGCUCGCGAGGCUGCCAUCUUGAUUCUUUUAGUAGCGAACUGUGAUGAUGAACACGUGAAUUGACCUUCGUACCAUUCCGUAUUUCCGUUAGCCCGGAACUUUGUAUAGAACC